Messenger RNA from Lagopus leucura (white-tailed ptarmigan), 1611 nucleotides. RefSeq names its product 1,25-dihydroxyvitamin D(3) 24-hydroxylase, mitochondrial. The record is from RefSeq and is a predicted model, not a curated record. Gene Ontology annotation, cellular component: mitochondrial inner membrane. Gene Ontology annotation, molecular function: oxidoreductase activity, acting on paired donors, with incorporation or reduction of molecular oxygen; monooxygenase activity; heme binding. Gene Ontology annotation, biological process: glucocorticoid biosynthetic process; cholesterol metabolic process; cortisol metabolic process. Lineage: Eukaryota; Metazoa; Chordata; Aves; Galliformes; Phasianidae.
AUGGGAGGCUUCAGCAUCCUCCUCCGCUCCUCCGCCCUCACCUGCGGCCGCCCGCUCUCAGCCCCGCCGGGCGCGGAUGCUCGGUGCCGCGGGCGGCGUGCGCUGUGCGCACUGCGGGGCCGUGGACAUCCCCUGGCCGCGCUGCCCGGGCCCCCUAGCUGGCCGCUGAUGGGCAGCCUGCCCGACGUGCUGUGGAAGGGGGGGCUCAAGAGGCAGCACGAGACGCUGGCUGAGUAUCACAGGAGGUUUGGGAAGAUCUUCCGCAUGAAGCUGGGGGCUUUCGACUCGGUUCACAUCGGAGCCCCCUGCCUGCUGGAAUCUCUGUACCGCCGGGAGAGCGCCUGUCCGCAGCGCCUGGAGAUCAAACCCUGGAAAGCCUAUCGGGACUAUCGCGACGAGGGCUACGGGCUGCUGAUCCUGGAAGGAAAGGACUGGCAGAGGGUGAGGAGCGCCUUUCAGAAGAAACUGAUGAAACCCAAGGAGGUGGUGAAACUGGACAACACAAUCAAUGAGGUGCUGGAUGACUUCAUGUAUAGAAUAGAUGCUAUUUGUAACCCCAGAGGACAAAUGGAAGAUGUAUAUUCAGAAUUCAACAAAUGGUCAUUUGAAAGUAUCUGCCUGGUGCUGUAUGGAAAGAGGUUUGGUCUCCUACAGCAGGAUGUAGAAGAAGAAAGCUUGAAUUUCAUCAAGGCUGUUAAAACGAUGAUGGCUACUUUCGGAAUGAUGAUGGUGACACCCGUGGAACUUCACAAGGGUCUGAACACAAAAGUCUGGCAAGCUCACACUAAAGCAUGGGAUGAUAUAUUCAAAACAGCCAAGCACUCCAUUGACACUCGGCUGGAAAAGCACUCUGCAAACCCUCAGGAGGAUUUCCUGUGUGAUAUCUACUCUGGAGGGCAGCUUUCCAAGAAGGAGCUGUAUGCCACCAUUGCAGAGCUCCAGAUUGCCGGAGUUGAAACGACAGCCAAUAGUUUGCUGUGGGCUUUGUACAACCUUUCACGCAAUCCACGCGUUCAGCAGAAACUUCUUCAGGAAAUACAAAGUGUUUUGGCUGCCAAUGAGAGCCCAACUGCUGAGAGCAUUAAGAAAAUGCCCUACCUAAAAGCAUGCCUGAAGGAAUCUAUGAGAUUAACACCAUCUGUGCCAUUUACCACUCGCACUAUCGACACAGAGAUGGUUCUAGGAGACUAUGUACUACCUGAAGGGACAGUGCUAAUGAUAAAUAGCCAUGCCUUGGGCUGCAAUGAAGAAUACUUCAAUGGCUGGGCUCAGUUUAAGCCAGAGCGCUGGCUGCAGAAGCACUCAAUAAAUCCCUUUUCCCAUGUCCCAUUUGGCAUCGGGAAGCGGAUGUGCGUCGGCCGUCGCUUAGCAGAGCUGCAGCUCCACUUGGCCCUGUGCUGGAUCAUUCGCAAGUACCAAAUUGCAGCAACCGACGACAAUCCGGUAGAAACUCUGCAUUCAGGAAUCCUGAUCCCCAGCCGGGAGCUGCCCAUCGCGUUCCACAGGCGCUAAGCCUGCAACCUGACAAGUGACAGUCCUACUGCUGCCCUUCCCGAAGAAAUUCACAGCCCAGGAAAGCCAAAACCUGUGGUAACCCGUGGAGAAACUGCA